UUUUUCUUUGCGAUCGACGGUCAACAGUCGACCAGACGGAAAGUUAUUGUUUUUGUUUCGUGUCACCAAACUUGCAACAGCAGCCCAAAUUUUCAUCAAGCAAUCGAUCGGCGGAUUAUUUUCGCUGAAAAUCCGUUUCCCGAGGAUUUCCCUCGAUGAAAAUCAGGUGAAAAAGUGUGCAAGAGAUAUUAUUGCUUGGAAAAGACAGUGCGAAGACGCGUCACCACAGGUAUUAGGGUUUCCACGUAGCACGCGUGAUAAUCUGACGGAAGUGUCCCCCCGUUGCGGGAAGCAUUGGAAAAAUGUCUUACCGUAUCUUGCGGAAGUUGCAGGGCAACGAACUGGAGAUCAAGGACCCCAUCGACGAGAUUUCCGAUGGGGCCGAUGCGGAUUACGAUACCAACAGCAUCGGCAGCCAGACUCGCAAGAAAAUCAAUAUCAAUCGAUUCGAUUUGCUGAACCAGCAGCAAUCGCUCUCGGAGAGCGAAGUCAAAGAGGAUGAUAACGACGAAACGGAACGAGACAAUGCUGGAGGGACACAGAACCCAAAUCUGGUUGAGUGCAAAAAGAAGAAGAAAAAGAAAAAGAAGCGUACCGGCAAGUACGUGGCCAGUUCGGCUCGCCGCAGCAGCGAAGACAAUGCCGACGUCGAGGACGAUUUUGCCAAAACGGUCAAAGAGGUCGAUCAGCUGUUCGGCGAUUAUGAAAAGUCAGAAAACAGAGCAUCCGUGGCCAACAGUGGCGUGAACGGAUCGGGUUCCGGUUUCUCCGGGGGCAAGUCCCUACUAUCGGUGCAACACAAGAAUUUGAAUCCACAGUAUGAGAUGAAGCGGAUGUUCGGCAGCAAAGUGGUCGCUGAUCAGCAGAACAAACGACGGAACAACAACCGAGGAGCAGCCCCGCGAACGCUGAAGUCCACCUACUUGGUGAACCCAAAAGACAGUUGGCCUCCGGUUGGAAAGUCGGGGAUCUAUAUGAACCUGGUGCAGGCACCGGAACAAACCUUAGGAGGAACAUCCAAGGGCGUGGCCGAUAAGAACGUAAUCUAUUUCGCUUUUGAGCAUAAUCCCUCGUACAGACAGAUUCAGCAAAAGUUCUUGAAUGCCGUGGAGAGUAUGGACUCGGACAACAUUAUCAAGAUCAUCAAUCAGCAUCCAUAUCAUGUGGAUUCGCUGAUCCAACUGAGCGAACUGUGUAAGAUGUCCGAAGACCACGCCAUGGCUUCGGAUUUGAUCGAGCACGCCUUGUUUGCACUGGAAUCCUCGUUUCACACGAUGUUCAGCUUAACCCAAGGUAACUGCCGACUGGACUACCGUCGCCAGGAAAACCGCGCCCUGUUUGUGACCCUGUUCAAACACUCCCAAUAUCUUGAGUCCCGAGCGUGCUCCCGGACAGCUCUCGAAGUUGCCAAACUGAUACUUACUCUGGAUCCUGUCAGCGAUCCCCUGGCGAUCAUUCUGAUGAUCGAUUUCUAUGCCAUUCGGGCUAAACAGUACGAAUGGUUGGUCCAGCUGUACGACGAGUGGGAGGCCACCAACAACCUGUCUCAGCUGCCCAACAUGGCCUAUUCCUACGCACUGGCAUUGUUCCAUUUGAAACGGAUGGAUGCGGCCGAUCGCGCCCUGCAGUACGCCCUGCUGAUGUUCCCAGCCGUGCUCCGACUGCUUCUGAACGAGUUGGGCAUUCAACCCGAUUCGCGGGUCAUCGGUCAUAACUACUUCGCCCCGAGUACCUACGACAAGGCCACGGUAGCAUUGCAGCAGCUCACGUCCCUCUACGUUUGCCGGUCGAAGCUGGUUUGGCGCGACACGGAGAUCCUGCCGUGGCUGGAACGGAACGUGGCCACCGUGUUGGAUCGGGUGGACGCUAAGGACGACAUCGUGGCAGAGUACACCGCCAAACGGAAUCAGAGGUAUAUGAACCCUCCGAGGGCAAUCUUGCGGCACAUUGUCUUGUCGGAUUUCAAGGAGAAGGUCCCACUUGCUCAGUUCAUCAAGAAGGAAACGGAACCGGUGCUGAUGUACGACCCACUACCCCCGCUGGAUUCGAUCAACAUUUACAGCAGGCCCUCAAUCAGCCCGACCACGCGGAACAUGAUCAACGCGUCGCCGUUUUCGAUGUUUUUCCAAUCCCUGCUUCCGAGCUUCAGCCUGCAGCAACAAGCCCAACAGCAACAGCCGGGCCAGCUUGCGAACCGUAACCGCGAAGCCGGCGAAGGACCCGCUGCUGCAGUUGCUGCUGCUGCCGUAGCCGCUGGCGCUGGCGCCGGAGCGGGUGCCGCCGCAGCCGGCGAGGGUGCCAUCGCCGGCCUCCAGGCGUACACCAAUUCGCUGAAUUCGAUCGUGGAUGCCAUGCGGGACUUCCUGUCGGACAUCCGGGUGCUGGAGCGCCCGAACGACGCCGACGUGGACGACAACGAGAGCUCGGACGGGGACGAGCAGAACGAUUAUCUUACGUAAGGUGGUGGGAGGCGGGUGUAAUGGCCGUCGUGACUAGUAGUCGUUACGUUUUGGUUUAAGGUAAGUCUUUUUUUUCAAAUUGUUCGUGGUUGAUCAACGGGAGGAAAGGAUGGACGAGGAACGCCGCGUCGCUUAUGAUUUUGAAAAGUUUACAUCACACGAAAAAUACUCAAAUUUUUAAGGUUUUCUAGUUUGUAUAGGUUGCUCUAACGUAUAUUUUCGUGCUCAUUUAGUUUUGAUAUGAAGUUUAUCUUGUUUUCGUGUGUAAUUUUGAUUUUUUUUGAGUCAAGUAUCAUUGUUAAAUUGGAAGUUCGAGAGAUAGCUUUACAAAUCGGGGAAAAAAUCAACGGAUGUCUGCUAAAAUAUCUGGAAGCAAAAAGAUAAUUGAUGGACAGUUUUUUUUUCCAAAACACCACGACAAAUUCACCUUUUGUCUGCAGGAAGUGGAAACAAACUCCUCAGAAUAGAAAAAUGGAGUAUGCCUUGAUAAAAAAUAAUAAAAAAAAACAAAGUGCGUCUUCUCUGAAGAUGAUCGCAGAUCGAUCGAAACGUCGGUCUUCUAAAAAAAAACGCCCGAUACCGUUCCACAUAAACACUGAUUUCCGGCAAAGUAUUUUCGGACUUUUGAAAUAAGAUCUACAUAUUUCGCCAAUGAGCAUAGCGUUGUAUGCUUGUCUCUCAUUUUUGAAUGGCAACGUAUUUGGCGGAAGGUUAAAUAACCUGUCUGUUUAUUAUUAUUAUUAUUAUUUUAUCAUGUACAUUUCCCUGCCACCUUUUGUAAUUUUGUCUAGAAGUUUUCUGCUUUUCGAUGUUUCGAAAAAAAAAACUAUCUUUGGCACAAACUUCUAAGUUCGAUAAUUAGUUUUUGCUUCUCGAUAUCUUGCAAGACCGUUGAAUCUACAUAAAUGUGAACGGAGCGCUUAACAGAAAAGAAAAACAAUAAUCAUCGCUUGUAAUCAAAAUUUAUAUUGCGUUAUCGCCGCAAGAUGGAAAUAUAUUCAAUCAAUAUCAAGCACAGCUAACGUUUUCACCUUCAACACUAGCUACGUACAGUAGCGUUAAAUAAAAAUGACAUGUGAUCACCCAGAUUAUCAGUAAGAAGAAAUUAUAUAGUAAUUCUCGAUUCCAUUUCCGAUUGUAUGGCAUAUUUUAUAAUACAGUAAAACCUCCAUGAGUCGAUAUUGAAGGGACCAUCGACUCAUGGAAAUAUCGACUAGUGGAAUAGGAAUCCAAUGGAAAGCAUUUUGGAGGGACCAUCAUAGUAACCCUGAAAUAUUUUUUCACUAUGGAAAAAAAUACCUCCAUGAGUCGAUAUCGAGUCAAGGAACAUCGACUCAUGGAGGUUCGACUGUAUCACUGAUUGUAUUUGCACUGGAAGUAUUUGAUUAAAUAGGGGUAGGCGGGGCAUAAUGAGCAGGUGGGGCAUAAUGAGCACCUUGUUUUUUCACUGUAAAUCUUCAAAUUAACAAAACAGCCUUAUUAUCUAAAAUCCAAUGAGUUGAUGACAAAACAUUAGUCAAAAAAUCCGUUUACCUUGAAAAAAUUAUCAAAAUGCGUAAAGUGGCCAUGUACUGGGAAAAUAUUAUAAGAAUCAGGUGACCUAAAAUAAGGUUUUGGGUAUCGAAAUCACAACUUAGUGGGCAUCUAUCGAUUUUCUUGAUAUUCCCUAGGCCAAUGAAAUGUAUUUGUAACACUUUUCAACUAUUUGUAUAAUUAUUUUGUUAAAAAAAUAUGCUUCAAAGAGUUGGUAGUAGGGUGGGGCAGAAUGAGCAACUAGUGAUAAAAUAAUGAAAAUGGUAAACAUCUUCAACAAAAAAAAAUAAUUUUGGUUUUCUCUGUUUGGACGCAUAUAGUAAGGUUUUGUUUGUAACUUUCAAUUUAUUAACUUGAAAAUUUCAGUAUCUGUAAAUUAUCACCGUUUAAAAAUUCCUCAAUAGAAGACUCAUUAAAACCCCACAGUUCCCUACACAUUAAACCCCGUAAUCCUUUCAAAUUCUCAUUGAUUGUUGCCGGUAUGCUUUAUCAUUGACAAUAAUAGUCAAUUAGCAUUUGAUUGUGUACAAAACUGAUAUUGAUCAUCCUGCCCCACCUAGGGUGCUCAUUAUGCCCCACCCCCAAAACGCAACUCGCGAUUUUAUACGUUUUUAAAAACAUAAAAUUCUACAACAUUUAUAACUUUAUUCGGAUUUUCAACGAUUAGCUUUUGUCAGUUAAGGUUCAAAUGAGGAUUGAACGUUAAAAUUACACAUUGGUUGCAUUUAAUUUACUGGAUUUGUUGGCAAAAUGCUUAGGCUGCUCAUUAUGCCCUGCCUACCCCUACCUAUAAAAAAAAUAUCACUCUCCGAAACGAGCGUUGAAAAACUGUUACACGACCUCGUGUAGGUUACUUUUGGGUAACGUUAGUUUGAAGAACGGAAUGUGCAACCUUUUUUCAACAUAUUUGCCGAUUUUUGUCACAUACACUCUUUAGUAAAGCAAAUCUUUAUGUUAUCAUAGUGAAAAAUAAAGGGAAACUACAAGAAAAAGAAAGACUUGAAGUUAGAAAUGUUUGAUCAUACGUAGGUAUAGAGAAAUGUGACAAAAAUGAAGAAAAUUUGUCUCGUUUGGGAAAUAAUAAGUAAAAACAAACAAACAAUCUAAUUGCAGAUAUGUAUAUCUUUUUAAAAUGUUUCUACACAUUCGAAAGAGCUACACCUGCACACCAUGGCUGAUGUGAGAUCCAAUAUUUAUCAACCAAAACGUGAUUGCAUAUUCAUUGAUUCGAAGGGUCGAUAUAUUCCAUCUAUGUCUUACACAAAAUGAAUGCAAAACAACAAAAUAACUAAAGUAUUUAAAUCGAGCAAUCAGUGAGAUUGAUGUGACACAAUGUAACAACAUAAUUAACGCAGUAUAAUCCACAAAUCAAAUUCAAAUCAUGUUUCGAUGAGGCUCUUUAUCCUCGUUCAAGUUAAAGCUCUUUGUUUUACAACCACAAGUCGAUCAAUGUGAUUACCACUGAUUACAUUCUUUACUUACGGAAGAUGUUAUAAAUACCUACACAUGUGUGUACGUCACAUGACACGCAGCAAACAACAAAAUCUUAAAUAAUGGCAAAUGUUUCACAGAGGUGUAAAAACUAGUGCAACCUUUCAAAACAAUGAUGAUUUAUUAUUAAAACAUCAAUAUUAUAACAAAUAUGCUAAAACGGUA
Aedes albopictus (Asian tiger mosquito) is the source of this 5648-nucleotide messenger RNA. RefSeq names its product ribosome quality control complex subunit TCF25 (gene Nulp1). NCBI's taxonomy places the organism in Eukaryota, Metazoa, Arthropoda, Insecta, Diptera, Culicidae. The transcript is spliced from 5 exons. Gene Ontology annotation, cellular component: RQC complex. The record is from RefSeq and is a predicted model, not a curated record. The coding region runs from base 303 to 2459 and encodes 718 amino acids.